This is a messenger RNA of Podarcis raffonei (Aeolian wall lizard), 1222 nucleotides long. RefSeq names its product cytochrome P450 2K6-like. The coding region runs from base 194 to 727 and encodes 177 amino acids. NCBI's taxonomy places the organism in Eukaryota, Metazoa, Chordata, Lepidosauria, Squamata, Lacertidae. Gene Ontology annotation, molecular function: oxidoreductase activity, acting on paired donors, with incorporation or reduction of molecular oxygen, reduced flavin or flavoprotein as one donor, and incorporation of one atom of oxygen; iron ion binding; heme binding. Gene Ontology annotation, cellular component: intracellular membrane-bounded organelle; cytoplasm. The transcript has 5 exons. Gene Ontology annotation, biological process: arachidonate metabolic process; xenobiotic metabolic process. The record is from RefSeq and is a predicted model, not a curated record.
GCAACACAGUGGUUGCAACUGAGAAAGCCAAGCUUUUGAGUACCUUGGGUUGAAAUGUCAUGCUUCUAAUCCACAGGAGAAAAUUGACUCCACAACUACGUUUGAUGAAGACAACCUGGUACAGGUUAUCUUUGACCUGUUUGCUGGAGGCACAGACACUCUUGUUGCCAUUCUCUCCUGGGCACUGCUUUUUAUGGUGGCCCAUCCCAAUAUUCAAGAGCAAGUCCAGAAGGAGCUAGGAAGUGCUCUCAGUCCCUCCAAAUUGGUCUGCUACGAGGAUCGGAAGCGAUUGCCCUAUACCAGUGCUGUGAUUAAGGAGACACAGCGCUUCAGCAACAUCAUACUAUUUGGGGCACCCAGAGUUUGUGUAGACGAUAUGAAUGUGCUUGGCAACUUCAUUGAAAAGAAUACUCUGGUGAUUCCUGAUUUGUGCUCUAUUAAUCUGGAUCCCAAGCUUUGGGAGACACCUCGCCAGUUCAACCCUAACCACUUCCUAGAUAAGGAUGGGAAAUUCAUAGUGAGAGAUGAAUUCCUCCCAUUUGGGACAGGAAGCCGUGCAUGCUUGGGGAAGUACAUAGCACAGGUGGAACUCUUUGUUUUGUUUACCAGCCUCGUGAGAGCAUUUACCUUCCGGCUGCCAGAGGAAGUGAAGGAAGUGAACACAGAACCUGUAAUAGCUGCUGUGGUGCAUCCCCGCCCAUUUAAGCUCUGUGCUGUUCCUCAUUAGGCUGUAGCCCACAGAAGACCAAGGUUGGAGAGUUUAGAGUGGCUUAUUGCUCACUGGGGAUUUUUCAUCUCCUACUGCAAAGCUUUAUCCUUUACUUCUCCAUAGCCUCGUUGCUCUGCUCAGUUCGUAGAGCAAGUGAUUCUUAACCGCAAGGCCUUGGGUUCAAGCCCCAUGUUGGGCAAAAAUAUUCCUUCAUUGCAGGGAGUUGGACUAGCUGACCCUCACGGUCCCUUCCAAAUCUAUAAUUCUGUGAUUCUGUAAUACAUGCGUUUUUUCGGGAGAGAAUUCAGGUAGAAAUAAAUGCCAGAACUGGAUGAAAGGAUCUGAGAACAGGAGUGAUCUGAACAGAUGCCAUCGUUCUAACACCCACAUUCAGAUUAGCCUGUUGAGUAGUAAAAGCACUGAGAAAUAUGAAAUCAAUUUGCACCUGAGUGCAGAUGGUCACAUUACAUUUUAUGUACGGUACUCUGGUUCAUGAUAAAAGGUAAAGGGACC